AGGAGACCCUAUACCUGUGAUGGCGAACUUAUGGCAUGCGUACCAGAGGUGACAUGCAGCACCCUCUCUGUGGGCACGCGAACUGUCACCCCAGUUCAGCUCCACCAUGCAUGGCCAUGGGGAACAAAAAGAGUUGGGAUGUGGAGCUCAAUGGGACUGUGAUUGUGCCGGAGACCAAGGCAAAACCACGGAAGGGGAAGGAUGAACUAGAAGAAAGAGGCCAGUGGACCAACAAAGUAGAGUAUGUGCUUUCUGUGGCCGGAGAGAUCAUCGGAUUGGGAAAUGUUUGGCGAUUUCCUUAUCUCUGCUACAAGAACGGAGGUGGGGCCUUCUUAAUUCCAUAUGCCAUCUUUCUCUUUAUCUGUGGAAUUCCAGUCUUCCUCUUGGAGACAGCCUUGGGACAAUACACCAGUCAAGGAGGAAUCACUGCCUGGAGAAAGAUCUGUCCUAUCUUUGAAGGAAUUGGAUAUGCUUCACAAGUGAUUGAAUCUUAUCUGAAUAUUUAUUACAUUGUCAUUCUGUCUUGGGCCCUAUUUUACCUCUUCAACUCCUUCUCAGCUGUAUUACCCUGGUCCAAUUGCAACAACUACUGGAACUCAGAAUACUGUGUGGACGGUCUGAAUGUCUCCGAUUCUGGGAAUAAUACUAAUGCCACUUCUCCAGUUAUCGAGUUUUGGGAGAGGCGAACGCUGAAAAUAACAGACGGUCUUCACAAUCUGGGCACUGUGCGCUGGGAGUUGGCUCUCUGCCUCUUGCUGGCCUGGAUCAUCUGCUAUUUCUGCAUCUGGAAAGGAGUCAAGUCCACUGGCAAAGUAGUCUACUUCACUGCCACUUUCCCUUACCUAAUGUUGAUUGUGCUGCUAAUUCGAGGAGUCACGCUCCCUGGGGCUUUAGAUGGAAUUAUAUUCUACUUAAACCCAGACAUUUCCAGAUUGGCUGAUCCUCAGGUAUGGAUGGAUGCAGGCACUCAGAUCUUCUUUUCAUAUGCCAUUUGCCAAGGAUGCUUGACAGCUCUUGGCAGCUACAACAAAUAUAACAACAAUUGUUACAGAGAUUCCUUCAUGCUCUGUUUCCUGAACAGUGCCACAAGCUUUGUGGCAGGCUUUGCCAUCUUCUCUGUCUUGGGCUUCAUGGCGCAGGAACAAGGUGUCCCCAUUUCAAAAGUAGCUGAAUCAGGUCCUGGCCUAGCAUUUAUUGCUUACCCCAAAGCAGUAACCAUGAUGCCUAUAUCUCAGCUGUGGGCCUGUUUGUUCUUCCUUAUGUUGAUCUUCUUGGGGCUGGACAGUCAAUUUGUCUGUGUCGAAAGCUUGGUGACUGCCAUCGUUGACUUGUUCCCGGAAGUUUUCCGUAAGAAAGGACGUAGGGAGCUGCUGAUCCUGGGCAUUGCUGUGAUCUGCUAUCUCAUUGGCUUGCUGCUGGUCACGGAGGGUGGGAUGUACAUCUUCCAGCUGUUUGAUUAUUACGCAGCCAGCGGCACCUGUCUUCUCUUUCUUGCCAUCUUUGAAGUCAUCUGCAUUGCGUGGGUUUACGGAGCUGAUCGUUUUUAUGACAAUAUUGAAGAUAUGAUUGGCCACAAACCCUGGCCCCUGAUUAAAUACUGCUGGCUCUACCUCACACCUGGUCUUUGUCUGGCUACCUUCCUGUUUUCACUCAUUAGAUACCAACCGCUCAAAUACAACAAUGUUUAUGAAUAUCCUCCGUGGGGGACUGCAGUAGGUUGGGUGUUGGCCUUGUCCUCUAUGAUCUGCAUACCGUCCUACAUUAUAUUCAGCUUCCUGAAAACCAAAGGAUCUGUCAAAGAGCGCUUAUGCCAGCUCACUACUCCAUCAGAAGACUUGCCCCAGCCAAAGAAGCAUCUGAUGGGCACUUCUGGUUGGGAAUGUCCUGAAAUGGGAUCCCAGCAUCCAGUCAAGGACGUGCUUGGCAAGACAGGGACGGAAACCAACUUCUAGGGCUUCCUGACAUUCUGGAAGACUCUCUUCAUAUUUCUGAAGACUUCUGCUUAUAUCCAGGCUGAGUUUCUUCUGAGGUCUUCCUUAUUCUCUUAAGAUGUCAGCAAUUUCUAAGAACGGAUCACUGGAUGGAAAAGAACCAACCCUUGUUUUUCCAUCAGCACAAGAGGACCUGUAAAACCAUCGCGGUGAGGAUCACAGCUCAAGAUCUCCACGAAACCCUUCUCCUUGACAUGGUUGGAGAAUGGAGCUAUCACUUGUGAAUGCUGCAUAUGCACUCUCUAUCCUUGAAUGGUGUUGUGUUCUGUUUGCAAGAAUUAAGUACGCAGCACGAUCAGGUUACCUGAAAACUCAUCCUGUUGAAGCUGACUCAUCCUUUCUUUAAUCAUUCUUCCACUGCUACCUCCACUCUUUGAUACAAAUGGUUAACAGUUCUGUGAAAAAAAAAACCUAAUCCAGGAACCUCUGAGAUUAGCCAAAAGUGUACUCUGUGACAGCAGGAUGAAUACGUCUUGGACAAGUUUGAUGGAUUACUUUUUUUUUUCUAUUGUUCUCAAUGGUUUACAUAAAUCUGCUACAGGUGAGGGCUUCUUUCAACAAACAUCAUACCCAUCUAUUUUGACUUUCUAAAUUAAAGUUGAUUGAACAACCUCUCCGACUGGUGACAGCCCAGAGGAGAGUAAAGUGGCGAAUUGGAAGCAAAAUAAUUUUGUGAGAUACUGCCUUCACAUUCUCUCCUUUAUCUUUUGGAGAAAAGAUUGGCACUGAAAGACUGACAGUCUUUCAGUUUGAAUAUACCUCAUCUGACACUGCUCCGUGUGGCAUCCUUGAGUGGUUGGAAAACUAGAACAAAAAAAAUGUGACUCGCAUGGGAAAUGCUGUAAAAAGGAAAUGCCAAAAUUGCCUUAGUGUGUGUGGGAAACACAUAAGAAAUCAUCAACUUGAGAAUGACCCACUCCUGGACACCUAUCUUGGCACAGAGAUCAAAAACUUGCAUAUGAUUUAUAAUGCAAAAGUAAAAAAAAUAAGAAAUGCAACUUACAAUCAGCCGGAAGAACGCAAGUUGUGCAGAGUGAGCUGGUUUGCCUGCCUUUAUUUCUUAUGUAACUGCUCUAUUUGUUUUUAAAAGACAAUUUAAUAUGCUCUUAUGCAGCACAAACGUCCUCAGAAUUUCUCCCAUGGCAUUUUAGUACUCCUACAAAUUGACAGAAUUCUUUGUUUCUCUGCAUCUGCUUUCAGAAAUGCCCUGUGUCCCAAGCAAUGCAGCUUCCAAGAAUCUGUAUGUACUAUUGAAGUCAUUGUCCCUUGCUGUAAUAGUGCUUGUGAAUUUGACUUUUCAGCAGAGGUGUUUCUGUAAGGUAUAAAAAAAAGUCAAAACGAUGACCUUAAUUGUAUAAUUAAAGCCUUGCCCCCCUUUUUACAUGUGUUGCACAAGUGAUGCAUGUAAAAAAAAGGGGUGGGGCUUCAUGAGUGUGCUUGUAGUCCCCAUUUGGAUUGCCACUGACAGCCCUGCUUCCAGCCUACCUUUAAAUAAUAUAGCCCAAAGCAGGAAAUUUUCUAUUGUUAUCAGAUUGCACGAUGCUAUUUCAGACUGCAGGAGAAACAUGGAACUAAGAUCUCCCUUUAAGCUUUAGUUGAGAUGAAAUUAAAUGUUAUAUUCCUUAUCUGAGAGUAAGUAUAUCGAACCGAUCAGGGGUGUCAAACUGGCAGCUGUGGGCCAGAUGCAUCACGUGCAGACCACGCCCACCGCAGCUCCGCGAAAGGGGAAAACGUCGCAAAAUGUCACAUGACAGCAAUGAGACGCGGCAAGCUUGACACCCGUGGUAAAGGUAGUCCUUGACUUACAACCACAAUUGAGCCCAAAAUUUCUAAUUUGCUAAGUGAAACCAUUUGUUAAGUGAGUUUUGCCCGGUUUUACAUCUUUUCUUGCCCUAGUAGUUGCCGUUGUUAAGUUAGUAACACAGUUGUUAAGGGAAUCUCGGUUCCCCGUUGUCUUUACUUGUCAGGAGGUUACAAAAGAAGAUCACAUGAUCCCAGGGCACUGCAGCCAUCAUAACUAUGAAUCGGUUGCCAAGUGCCUGAGCUUUGAUCACGUGACCAAUGGGGAUGCUGCAACAGUUGCAAGCGUGAAAAACUGUCAUAAGUCACUUUUUUCAGUGUCGUUGCGACUUUGAACGGUCACUGAAUGAACUGUUGUAAAUUGAGGAUUUCCUGCCCUUGAAAGAAAAAAAAAUCAAGGCAUUUCACAAUAAUUUGCUGGGUUUGAUUUUUAUCACACACAAUAGCCCACAACAAGUUUCUGAAGAAUAAUUAACUUUUCCCAGUCCACAUUUGCCCUAAAGUAGGGGUGUCAAACUCAAUUUCAUUGAAUGCUGCAUCAGGGUUGCGUUUGACCCCGGGGAGGGCUGAGGCGGGGUUGGCCAGGAUGGGUGUGGCCAGCAUGAUGUCACUCGUGUUGGGGGCGAGUGGUGGCCUGUGGAGGCCCGAGCGCUCUGCCAGUGAAAAUGGGCUCCCGAGCUCCGUUUUCAGCUGCGAUGGCCUCCUGCAACCCUCUGUCUGCAAAAACAGAGCUUGCGGGGGGGCGGGCACACAUGGCCCUUGCAAGCUCUGUUAUCACCUGAGAUGGCCUCCUGCAACCCUCUGCCAGCAAAAACGGAGUUUGGGAAGGCCAUGCGUGGCCCUUACGAGCGCCAUUUUCAUUGGCACAGGCUCCUCAGGCCAGUCCUUCACUAUUUCCAGGGUGGCUCUGUGGGCCAGAUCUAAGCACCCCGCAGGCCAGAUUCAGCCCCCAGGACUUGAAUUUGACUGCCCUAAAGAGUUUCUAACCUGGCAAAGUAUUCCACAAUGCCUUCUUUCAAGUGUAACUUCUCUUUGCCCUAGCUUCCUCCUUCCAUAGCCAGAAGUGUUAUCUCAUGUCUAGGGACUACAACUGCCAGAAUGUUAUGCCAGUUUAAUAACUAUUAUAACUGGAAGUCCAGACUGACUAACGGGAGGAUCUAAGAUUAGAAAAAAGGGCUGAAUAAAGUGGUCAUAGAAAUGGGAUAAAAGAAACCUCACCUCAGAGAUAUUUUACUAGAUGAGUACUCAAAUCCUCUGUCUGAAAUAAAAUUCCCUAUACCACCAGGCUUGAAAUUUUAGGCCUGGAUGGCCUUGAAUUACGCUAUCUACAUUCCGACCUAAGCUUAGUACACAAGAUUAUUUACCAUAAUCUUGUCCUGCCUGUGAAUGAGUACUUUAAUUUCAACCGUAAUAACAUAAGGGCUAACAAUAGAUUCAAACUAAAUGUAAUUCGCUCUAAUCUUGAUUGUAGGAAAUAUGACUUCUGCAAUAAGUAGUAAAUGUCUGGAACACUCUACCUGAUCCUGUUGUUAGUCUCUCUAACCCCCUCUCUAAACUGUCUACCGUGGACCUUUCACAUUUCUUAAGAGGUCCCUAAGGAGGCAUGCAUAAGCGCACCAGCAUGCCUACCGUCCCUGUCCUACUGUUUCCAUUUAUUUAUAUGUACCCGCACAUCUGGUGUUGCUUCCAUUGCAUGUUCAGUGAGAUGAGGAUAGAGCUAAGUCUAAUUGAACAUAUUAAGAUUCAUUCACAGAUGUAUCAUGGCUAUGUUUGUAAACUUGAGCUAUCUGCUUCAUCAACCAAAAAGAGAACAUUUCAACGAAACCUACUCAGGCAAUUGGGGUCUCUGAGAACUAGAUGGACUCUAGUAAUCUUCCAAUAUUUCAGGGCUGUCCACAGAGAAGAAGGGGUUGACCUAUUCUCCAAAGGUCCUGAAAGCAGGACAAGAAGCAAGGGAUGGAAGCUUAUCAGAGAGAGAGAGAGAGAGUUCCAACCUAGAAUUAAGGAGACAUUUUCUGUCAGUGAAAACAAUUAAUGGAUGGAAUGGCUUGCCUUCAGAAGUUGUGGGUGCUUCAUCCCUGGAGGUUUUUAAGGGGCCUCUUGUGGCUCAACAGACUAAUGCAGUCUGUUAUUAACACAGCUGCUUGCAAUUACUGCAGGUUCUAGUGCCACCAGGCCCAAGGUUGACUCAGCCUUCCAUCCUUUAUAAGGUAGGUAAAAUGAGGACCCAGAUUGUUGGGGGCAAUAAGUUGACUUUGUAUAUAAAUAUACAAAUAGGAUGAAGACUAUUGCUAACAUAGUGUAAGCCGCCCUGAGUCUUUGGAGAAGGGCAGGAUAUAAAUGCAAAUUAAAAAAAAAAGAAGAAGAGAUUGGACAGCCAUUUGUCCCGAAUGGUAUAAAGUCUCCUGCUUGAGCAGGUGAUUGGACUAGACCUCCAAAGUCCAGAAUAACUUGGGUAUUUUCUGUAUUAAUCUCCAUUAUCUAUAAUCCUUGAUCAAUGUGCUUUGUAAACUACGUAUUAGUUUACUUGGAAGGAGGAAAGGGAUUUUAAUGAGUAUAGGUGCAUGGUGACCUUAUGACUGUCAUUCAUUCAUUCAUUCGAUAGAAAUUUUAUGAUUGAGAUAGGAACUCUUUCCCAUCAACAUUCCUUUCACAGACAUUUUUCGUGCAGAGGAUUCCUCCUGUCAGACCAAAUUAAUACGCUUUGGUUUCUUCCAAUUUUUAAUUUUUCUGAUUUAAUGCUAUAUUGUGUUUCUGAUCCUUUGAUUUUUUUUAAAAAAAAUCAAUGAAAACAAUACAUCUUUUGUAUUGUAAUGUAAUGCAUUUUACAAAUUUUGUCUAAUAAGCACACAUUUUAUUAAAAAAAGAUCUUUAUAUUUGCCAUGCAUGUUCACCAAAAUAUGCAUUUUUGUAUGCCCUGUAUCAUGCUAUGUGCAUUUUCGAUGCCUUUUUUAUAAAACAAAACAAAAACAGAACUGCAUUGUAGAAUAUGGAAAACUGUAAAUGGCAAUGGGUAGCAGUUUCAUUUGGCAUAUUGACUGGAAAGAAAAAACAGAUUUGUCUGUGUGAAAAUAUGAACUAAUGACAUAUCACAUAUGUACUAUGUAACUUAUACAUUCCAAAUUGUCCACUAUGAAGCAAAAUCAUAAGAAACAUUCUUGUCUUCAGCGUCUUCAUGCAAAUAAGAUAAUCCAUGUAAAGUUACCAAUUUACUAUUUAUUUAUUUUUUAUUAGCCCUACUUCUGGCCUGCCACAAUAUUUUGACUUGCAGAUAUUUAGCAAGUGAAUGGCUUCUAUCCCAGUUUGGUCCAGGUCUGGAAGUCAACCAACCUUCCAUCUGUAAUUAUCUUCCAAUCCAUUCCAAUUGGUCAGUUCACUGCAUCCAAAGAGAACCUCUGUAUAAUUCAUGAUGCUCAUUUCAAUGUGAAUGCCCCUCAUCUAUUAACAUUGCCUCUGUAUUUAAAUGGGAGAUGAUCACGAUUGAGAAAUUUCUCCAAAAUACCUUCCAUGGAAACUAUGUUAGCUUCCUCCUUUCUGAGUAUCUUGAGCUAUAUUUCAUGAGUGUGCAUUAUGUAUAGGUGCUAAUUCUUUGUACAUAAGAUACAGUCCCAUUUCCUUUUAUGUCCCAUUUCGAAAAGUCCCAUUUAUGAAGGCAAUGGUUGAAAUUUCUUUUAGUGUGGGUUCUUCUGGAAGUCAGAAACUGAUCUGUGGCUAAGAAAGAAAUGUGGUAAUUAAUUAGUAGCUGAUGGCACUGAAGCUUUUGAGCCAUAAACUUGGAUAUUGAACGUGCUUCAUUUUCACAACUUGAGAACCUUUGGCGAUUACAAAAGGUUAGGUGAACUCCUCAGCUGAUUUGUUGCCUCAUCAAAAUUAGUCACUUUGCUAUGAUUUGUUGGGGGCAGCUAAAAUUAUUGAUAGAGUAGAUCUAUAAUUGGCCUUCAACCUCUGCACAGAUGCUGGUAGAGCCGGAAAUGGGCUAAUAAAUUUUAAAGUGAGAGCAUUCUGCUUUCACUAGAAAUAAACUAGAGGUACAUGCUCCUUGGCCAUUAUUAUGUGCUACAGCUCAGAUAAAUAAUAUUGUGCCAACAAGGUAGCCAUGCUGAUACUAAAGACAUAAAUGAAAGUUAUGAGAAAUAUUUUAGUGCCUAUGAUCUGUUAAAAACUAUGAAAGUCAUGCUAAUCAUAAAAAUCUGAAACUUCAUGUAACAAAUGCGGGCCAAAAUCUGUAUGUAUGAAAAUUCACACAACAUGUAUUUUUGUGGAAGGGAUGGGGGGAAACUGAUGAAAACAUUUUUUGCUGUCCAGCCUUGUUCCAAACAGAAAACUAGGCUGUAUCUCUCAAUCGUGUUUAUUUUCAAAGAAUGCUGAUGUGGAGACCAGAAGCAAUUGUGAAAAUAAAGAAUUUCACAGAAAACUGUUUUGUCAU
Messenger RNA from Ahaetulla prasina, 8217 nucleotides. RefSeq names its product sodium- and chloride-dependent betaine transporter-like. NCBI's taxonomy places the organism in Eukaryota, Metazoa, Chordata, Lepidosauria, Squamata, Colubridae. Gene Ontology annotation, cellular component: membrane. The record is from RefSeq and is a predicted model, not a curated record. The transcript has 15 exons. The coding region runs from base 36 to 1952 and encodes 638 amino acids. Gene Ontology annotation, biological process: sodium ion transmembrane transport.